AGAUCAUGAUGAAGUUUAAAAAUAUAAAAAAAAAAAUGAAUUAUUUAAUAAUUUUUUAGUAUCAAUUCAGUGUAUCAUUGAAGAGUUCAAGAUAUAGCUAUUGUCGAUUACGACAGCAAGUGCAAAGCAGUGGAGGGCUUGAACCCGGUGUGUUGUAUAUAUCAACUGACUUCAAGGCUUCUGUAGUUCAUUCCAACUCAACUCAUUGAGUUUCAAGUAGUAGCGCCAGUUUUUUUUUUGUAUUUAAAAUUAAUUCUUCAAGUAAUUUUACAAUGGCAAAGGAUAAUUUAACAGCUGUUUUGUAUGGCAUCAAUGAUAUAAGACUGGAACAAACAGCUAUUGAGGAACCAGCUGAUGGUGAGGUUCUUUUGGCAAUGUCAUGUGUUGGAAUUUGUGGCUCUGAUGUUCAUUAUUUAGUAAAUGGAAGAAUUGGUGAUUUUAUUGUAGAAAAACCAAUGAUAAUUGGUCAUGAAUCUGCUGGUAUUGUUGCAAAGAUUGGAAAUAAUGUUAAAAAUUUAAAGGUAGGUGAUAGAGUUGCUAUUGAACCUGGUGUAUCAUGUAGAACAUGUCAUUUUUGUAAAGAAGGUCGUUAUAAUUUAUGCAAAGAUAUGGUAUUUUGUGCAACACCACCAAUCCAUGGAAGUCUUCGUCGUUUUUACAAACACGCUGCUGAUUUUUGUUUCAAAUUACCAGAUCAUGUUACAAUGGAAGAAGGUGCACUUUUAGAGCCACUUUCAGUUGGUGUACAUGCUUGUAAACGAGCAGGAGUUGGUAUUGGAUCAAAAGUCUUGAUCCUUGGAGCUGGACCAAUUGGUCUUGUUACAUUACUUGUUGCUAAAGCUAUGGGUGCUAGUAUGGUUGUGAUAACUGAUCUCGUUCAGUCAAGAUUAGAUGUUGCAAAACAACUUGGUGCUGAUGAUACAUUUUUAGUUCCACGUGAUGCGACUGAAGAAAAAAUUGUUGAAAGUAUACAUGGAUUAUUUAAUGGAGAACCUGAUAAAACAAUUGAUGCUUCUGGUGCUCAAUCAACUAUUCGUACUGCUAUUCUUGCAACAAAGGCAGGUGGUACUGCUGUUUUGGUAGGAAUGGGAGCACCUGAAGUAAAAAUACCUCUAAUUAAUGCUCUCAUACGUGAGGUUGAUAUAAGAGGUGUAUUUCGUUAUGCAAAUGACUAUCCUGAUGCAUUGGAUCUUGUUGCUUCUGGUAAAGUCAAUGUAAAACCAUUAAUAACACACAAUUUUAAAAUUCAAAAUACUGUUGAUGCAUUUGAAAUGGCAAAAUCAACUACAAAUGGUGCAAUCAAAGUUAUGAUUCAUUGUGAAUAAUGGAAAUUCAUUUGAAAAUUUUAAUUGACAUGUUGAACAUUAAUUAAUCAUUAUUUAAAUUAAUCUGAUUAUUUAUAUAAAGAGUUGUUUAUUUUUUUAAAUUCUAUUUUUGAUAGAAUAAAAUAAUUUAUAUUACUUCAUUGUUUAUUUUUCUUUCAAUAAAAUUCAGAGCAGUUGUUAAUUUAUCACCAACUGAUAAAACAAAUGCUCAGUAUUACUACUGAUGUUACUCUAUCGAAAAAGUUUUUAAAACAAUAUAAAAUAAUUUCUAAUCAACUUGCUGUUAGUAAAUAGAAAAACCAAUUAAACAGUUGUAGUAAAAAAAAAUUAUUUCUAUUUGAUAAAAAUUUAAUACAAUCACGACAAGGUAAAAUAUAAAAAUUAUUAAUUUGUAAAUUGAAAUGUUAAUUUAUUAAUUUAAUUACAUUUCUAUUUUCAUUAACUAAUUUUUAUAAAUUCAUAUAAAAUAAUGAUAAUGAAAAUAAAAUAUUCUACGUUAAUGUACAAAGUACAAUGGAUUUGUGUAUUUAGAGAAUUGAGUGUUCCAAUCAACCACAAGUAUUAUGAAUUUUUUAAAAUACAAAUAUUCUAUGAUAUCGCUUCCAUCUGUUACCAUUGACUUUUGACAAUAGCACUGCAUGACUUUGGUCUUUAUUAGCCUUCUCAUAUCCAAAACCACUCAAAUAUACUUGUCCAGUAUUUUAAAAUCUCAAGAGUAUUUUUUUUGUUUCUCCAAACAUUAAAUAACAACAACAACAAUAGUUUAAAAAAAAAAUAUUUUUAUUUUUCUUUAAAAUAAAAAUUAUUAUUUUUAAAUAAAACUAUAAAAAUUUAUAAAUAAUAAUAAUUAAUUAAUUUAAAUAUUUAUUAUAAAAAAAAAGAAAUUUAAUAAUUUACAAGUUUUUUUUUUUAUUUUUAAAAAAAUCUUUAAUUAAUCUAUUUAUUAUAAAAUAUUUUAUUUAAAUGAAAAAA
Aphidius gifuensis is the source of this 2297-nucleotide messenger RNA. Its product is annotated as sorbitol dehydrogenase-like. Gene Ontology annotation, molecular function: L-iditol 2-dehydrogenase (NAD+) activity; zinc ion binding. Gene Ontology annotation, biological process: D-sorbitol catabolic process. The coding region runs from base 273 to 1325 and encodes 350 amino acids. Lineage: Eukaryota; Metazoa; Arthropoda; Insecta; Hymenoptera; Braconidae. The transcript is spliced from 8 exons. The record is from RefSeq and is a predicted model, not a curated record.